AGUGGGUCUGCAAUACAGGGCAUGAUUUCCCCAAGAUCAUUGUGUGUGUGUGUGUGUGUGUGUGUGUGUUUUAUCUGCAAGGCACAAAGUAGCUAUUUCAGCCAAUGUAGUUCAUUAAUUAUUACUCUUUUGAGUAAAUUAUUAGCCCCAAAUUAAACUUCAUUUGUAAACAUACAAAUACACAUGUCCACUGAACGAGGCCUUGUGUCUACUAAAAGCUCUAUUAGAGGAGCUCAGCUCUAUUAGAAAAGCUCAGAGUCUCAAGCAGCUGGAUUCCCCUGGGCUCUGCUUCUCCCAUGGCUCCUGCAGGUUCUCCAGUCUCCUUUCCUCUGUGUGUGUAUCUGCUGCUGGCCUCUGGCUUUUCCCAGGCAGGCAGGCUGCUGGUGGUCCCCAUGGAUGGGAGUCACUGGUUCACCAUGCAGAUGGUUGUGGAGAAACUCAUUCACAAAGGACAUGAAGUGGUGGUAGUGGUGCCAGAGGUGAGUUGGCAGCUGGGAAAAUCCCUGAAUUUGACAGUGAAGACAUACUCAACUUCUCACACUCUGGAGGAUCUGAACCAUAUACUCAAGGCUGCUUCUGCUGCUCAAUGGAUAAAUCCAGAACAUAGUACGCUUUCUUUAAUCAGAGGUUUUGGGAAAGUUUUUUUUGAUUUCAUAGCUUCACACUGUAGGAGUCUGUUUAAUGAUAAGAAGUUAGUGGAGUACUUGAAGCAGAGUUCUUUUGAUGCUGUGUUUCUGGAUCCCUUCGAACUGUGUGGCUUGACUGUGGCCAAGUAUUUGUCACUCCCUUCAGUGUUUUUUUCAAGAUAUUUCCUUUGCCACUAUGUUGAAGAGGGGGCCCAGUGUCCCGGGCCACUCUCUUAUGUCCCUAGACUUUUCUCAAAAUUCACAGACACCAUGACUUUCAUGGAGAGGGUGUCCAACCUUGUUUAUUAUAUGGAAGAACGUGUAUUUUGCCACUACAUCUUCAAAACUGCUGUAGAAAUUGCCUCUGAAGUUCUCCAGACCCCAGUGACUAUGGAUGACCUCUUCUAUCAAGUGUCCAUUUGGUUGUUUCGCACAGACUUUGUAUUAGAUUUCCCCAAACCUGUGAUGCCAAACAUGGUGUUCAUUGGUGGGAUCAACUGCCAACAAAGAAAGCCACUCUCCAAGGGUCCUGGCUUGCUGGGGGCGCGGCUGCCAGAGAGUGCCAGAGAUUUUGGCAAGUUUCCUGCCAAUGGCUGCAAAAACCUGCGUGUAGAAUCUCUGUACCACGCAGGGAUUCGGAGCGCAGCAAAAUGUUCCCGGGCAGAGGUGCGCGCCUGGUGGGUUUUGGCUUUUCCUGGCCAGGGCUCCUUAAGAAGUCCAGUGGGGCUUGCCAUGAAGGCGAACGGGUCGUGGGCUUUCAUCACCUCACUCCUGGUACCAGUUAAAGUGGUGAAUAACUGA
Messenger RNA from Cricetulus griseus (Chinese hamster), 1427 nucleotides. Lineage: Eukaryota; Metazoa; Chordata; Mammalia; Rodentia; Cricetidae. The record is from RefSeq and is a predicted model, not a curated record.